Molecule: messenger RNA, 3002 nt
Organism: Actinia tenebrosa (Australian red waratah sea anemone)
Lineage: Eukaryota; Metazoa; Cnidaria; Anthozoa; Actiniaria; Actiniidae
Product: gamma-aminobutyric acid type B receptor subunit 2
Biological process (GO): gamma-aminobutyric acid signaling pathway; G protein-coupled receptor signaling pathway
Cellular component (GO): membrane; G protein-coupled receptor heterodimeric complex
Molecular function (GO): G protein-coupled GABA receptor activity
Source: RefSeq, a predicted model, not a curated record
UUAGGGACACCUUGUUAUUACGGACAGGAGAAAAAUCCCCGACAAAAAUACUGACAAAGAAAUGACAGUAAAUAAUUUUCGCUAUUACGGACGCUCGCUACAGUAUUACGGACAUGAAGUGACGGUCCCGAAGGUGUCCGCUGUAACGAGAGUUGACUGUAAUUGGUCAAAUCAAAUACUGCAACUUAGAUUUAGGUCAGUUUACUUGCAAGAAACUGGAUGGAUUUUCUGAGGAUAAAGCAGACCGAGUAUUUGUUUGUUCUCUUGAUAGGUAAUCGAAGUCUUUUUUCCUACGGAAGCUAAAACGACAUCAUAAUAUAAUAGCCGUGUCGACUAGUGGUUUGAUUAAGAGAGUGGCUGACGUUCCRUUCCUGGGAAUAAUCUACUGAAUGACGGUGAAUACACAGCAACAAUCCAAGGGAUCUGUUUUUGCUCAUUGUCGUAGCAACGACGGGGCAAAGGGAGAAUUCGUGUUUGAAACUACAGAGAUUUCAAUUACGCAUAAAGGUGUUGGUCGGCAAGACGACUCAAAGAGAGGACGGCUGAGAGGAGAUAGUACAGAGCRAUAUGACAAAGGUGUGUUUCGUGAAGACCAUAAAAGCCGUACUGCCUUCAGAUGUGAUCAAAAAACUUUCAAGGAGCUUGAAGAUGGACAAUAUAUGCGUCUCUGCAUUCGUUAUUACGCUAUGCUUCGGCCUUUAUAAUUGUGCCAACAUGCCAAUCUAUAUCGGAGGGUUUAUAGAUGUUAAUACGACCAAUGGUGGAUGGAAUAGUGCGGGAAUAUGGCCUGCUGUUGAGCUAGCAAAGGAUCACAUCAACCAAAAUCCAAACCUGCUUCGAGGAAUCAAACUCGAAGUGAAUGUCAAAGACUCCAAGUGUUCGUAUGCAUACAGUAUCAAAGCCUUUGUGGAGCAGAUUACGUCUCCAAACAAGAAGAUUGUCAUCAUUGGCCCUGGGUGUUCGAUUUCAGCCGAACCUGUGGCGGACGCUGCUCAUUUUUGGAAUCUUGUUCAGGUCGCAUACAGCGCUGGCACACCACGGUUAUCAGACAAGACUCGUUUUCCACUGUUCUACAGGGUCAAUUCGCCAGAGACCGUACCUAACCUGGGUAUUGUUGCUCUGUGCAAGUACUUUAAGUGGACAAAAGUAGCCAUCGUCAAGGAAGAUGUGCCAGUCUUUAAUGACGUACACGAAGAUCUCCAUGAACUUCUCAGACAAAGCAACAUAACUAUCAUUUCUACCACCAGCUUCGUAAACAACCCUAGGAAUGCAGUGCAGGGCAUGCUGGAAAAAGACGCCAGGAUUAUCAUCGCAUUGGCUUAUGAAGGAAAAUGCCGCAAGCUGAUGUGUGAGGCAUUCAAGCUUGGUCUGUACGGCAAACACAUUCAAUGGCUGCUAAGAGGAUGGUACGAUGACAAAUGGUGGAAUGUGACGGGUGAUGGUUGUACGGGCGACCAACUACGAAAAGCCACAGGAAAUUACAUAGGUUUGGAAGAAAUCUUCCUUAGCACAGAUGAAAACAAGACUAUAUCUGGACUGACGCCCUCACAGCUGCAUUCAAUGUAUCUCCUUAAAGCUAGAAACAUGUCAUUGCCAAUAAACAGUUACGCACCUUACGGUUACGACACGCUAUGGACAGUAGCACUCGCCUUGGACAAAGCUGCCACCAUACUCGCCAGUAGGAAUCAGACACUGAACGACUUCGACUAUGAAAACAAAGAAAUAUCGAUGCUGAUUCAUAGAAUGGUGGCUAAUACUAGUUUUACGGGAAUGUCGGGUUUAGUCACCUUUGAAGACAAUGGAGACAGAAUAAACAAGCUCUGGAUCGAACAGCUACAGGGAGAGGAUGAAGUUAAACUUGGAAUUUUUGACUCCACGUUUAACGAGCCGCAAAUUCAGUCUAUCAAGCUGAACGGGAGUUUUCUGUGGCCAGACGGCAAGAUUCCAACGAGCGACCUAGAAUCACUCGAAGUCAUAGAAAAGAUCAAUAAGACGCUCUUCAUUGUCAUGGCAACAGUGACGUGCCUUGGAAUUAGUUUGGCGUGUGGGUUUCUUGUAUUUAACAUCAAACAUCGAAAAAACAGCUUUAUUAGAAUGUCCUCACCUCACUUCAAUAAUCUCAUUAUCAUUGGUUCACUGAUGUGUUACAUCUGUGUCUUCCUUCAUGGAUCAGCUGCAUUUCUUGACCAAUCACAAACGGCUAUCUAUAAAUGGACAUGCGUAGUUCGAACAUGGUUAACUGCAUGUGGAUUUACUUUAGGUUUUGGUACAAUGUUUGUCAAAACCUGGAGAGUCUACAAAAUCUUUACUAAUACUAAGCUCAACAAAGAGCUUGGCCAUCUUUACGACCGCCAUCUUGUUAUCCUGCUUGUCAUCUUUCUCUGUGUGGAUUUUGUAAUCUUAUCGGUUUGGCAAAUCCUUGAUCCACUGAAAGCAGUUGUUCAAAGAGAUAUAACGAAAAAAGAUGAAGACAAUCAAAGGAUUAUUUCUUAUGUGGCUCUCACUUGUACCUGUGAUAAAUACGCAAUUUGGAUUACAAGCCUCUAUGCCUGUAAAGCUUUCUYACUGAUAUUUGGAUUAUUUCUGGCCUGGGAAACACGGAACGUAACGUUUCGGGCGCUGAACGACUCGCGUUAUAUUGGAAUGAGCGUCUACAACGUGGUGGUCUGGGCGUGUAUAACUGUGCCUUUAAGUGAAUGGGUCACCUAUACCAAUGUAAAUUCAGAGUUCGGACUUAUUUCUUGUGCUAUUAAUAUUUGUACUACUUCUACUCUGGUUCUUGUUUUUGGACCCAAGGUUCGAACUAUAAAGAUAUCACCAGAAUCAACCAUGUCCCAGUCACAAGAAUCCUCAAGUAAAAAGAUCACCCAAAGUGUACAAAUUAGACAACAUCCAUCAUGCCCAGGAUGUAAAUGUGAAUAGAAAAAUGACCCAAAGAUUGUAUAUAUAGUUGUAAAUACUAUUUAAAUUUCGUUAAAAUAAAUAAAUAAGCUUAAAUAAAC